Molecule: messenger RNA, 1050 nt
Organism: Acromyrmex echinatior (Panamanian leafcutter ant)
Lineage: Eukaryota; Metazoa; Arthropoda; Insecta; Hymenoptera; Formicidae
Product: fatty acid synthase-like
Biological process (GO): fatty acid biosynthetic process
Molecular function (GO): phosphopantetheine binding; oxidoreductase activity; 3-oxoacyl-[acyl-carrier-protein] synthase activity
Source: RefSeq, a predicted model, not a curated record
CAAGAGAUUCGAAAUCUUACUUUCGCAAAACUCCUUAAGAUGUCUAUUGCAAACAUCAGUGACAAUGAUGUGGAUGAUGAAAAGAAAUUUGUAGAAAAAUCAGAGAUUUUAAAAAGUUUAGUUGGUAUCACAUUAAAAAAUGAAGACUUUGUUUUCCCAAUAGAUUUUUCAACUAACAGACAGAGCACUACUGAAGUAUUUCUUAUACCGGGUAUUGAUGGAUGUGGUUCUAUAUUUAAAACCAUAAUACCACAUAUUAAAUUUUCAACAUCACUAUUGCAUUAUAAGACAAACAAUAUCAAUUCUACAAAUAUGAUAUUAGAAACGACUAAUCAACUCACAAACCAUAUACUUUCAAUACUGACAAAUGGAAAAGAUUUUGUAAUGGUAGGAUAUUCCUUCGGAUCUCUUAUCGCAACUGAAAUUACUAGGAGAUUGGAAGCUAUGAAUUUUAAAGGUCGACUUGUUCUCAUCGACGGUGCUCCUGAGUUGUUACGAGAAAUGUUCAAAUCUUUUGAAUUUGAUUUUGAUGAUGCAAAUUUUCAGAUAGAUAUAUUAACUAAUAUUAUGGAAAUCUAUUCAACAGGAAGUUCUCAAAAGAUUUUAAUGGAAUUGAAGAAAUGUGAAAGUUGGGAUGAAAGAUUUAAUAUUUUCGCUAAACAGUUCUCAGUUAUAUAUACAUAUCUCUCAUUUGAAAAUUUAAAGAUGCUUGUUACAACGAUUUACAAACAUUUGUCCGCUCUCCGAGAAUAUGAUCCUUCUAAUUUGCCGCCUAUUAAGUCUCCCAUAACAUUGCUAAAAUGUAUAUCCUCGUUCAAUAUGCCAACGAUUAGAGAAGACUAUGGUUUGCACAAGGUAACUCAAAAUGUGGUAAAAGUACAUUAUGUUGAAAAUGAUCAUAUGACGAUCUUGAAGAAUGAACAAGUGGUGGCUGCAAUUAACGGAGAACUACCAUUUACAGUUUGAUAUUUUAAUUUUUAAAUCAUAUUAGUCAAAAACUUCUCGAAAAGAGCUAUUAUACUGUAUAUAUAUAUAUAUAUAUACACACAC